AUGUCGAAUUUGUCACUGAAAUGUUUGAUAGAAACAAACAAGUUGACUGGGUCAAACUUCACGGAUUGGCUCCGUUGCUUGCGUCUGGUCUUAAGGCUAGAGAAGAUUGAGUAUGUCUUGGACAACCCAAUCACUGUCAUUCCUGACAAGCAGUCUGCUGAGUAUGCAUCAUUUGAUGAAGCUGCUCACAAGAAGCAUGUCGAGGAUGCAACAUCGGCACAAUGUAGUCUGUAUGCUUCAGAAGCUCAGACUAUGGAGUAUGAGAUACUCCGAGAUCUCUUUAAGUGUAAGCUUCAUGAUGGGGGUCAGGUUUCUGAUCAUGUACUGAAGAUGAUCGGGUUGAUUGAGAGUCUUUGCCUGCCUCAUUUGAAAACCUCAUUGUGA
Salvia miltiorrhiza (redroot sage) is the source of this 384-nucleotide messenger RNA. RefSeq lists its product as uncharacterized. The transcript has 3 exons. Bases 1 to 384 code for a protein of 127 amino acids. Lineage: Eukaryota; Viridiplantae; Streptophyta; Magnoliopsida; Lamiales; Lamiaceae. The record is from RefSeq and is a predicted model, not a curated record.